AUGACUAAAUACGUUGUAAUUGGCUCUGGCAUAAUUGGAUUAUAUACCGUGUUCAAUCUCCUCGAGCAAGGUAUUAAAUCGACUGAUAUUUCAGUAAUUGCCGAAUAUUUACCUGGGGAUGAGUCAAUUAACUAUACAUCUCCGUAUGCUGGUGGUAAUUUCUCAUGUAUUACGGGUGAUGAUGCUGAAACUUUAGAAUUUGAUAGGUAUACUUAUACUAAUUUGCAUAAGGUACAAGCAAAAUUGGGUGGUAGCAAAUGUGGGUUAGAUCGUUACAUAUCUACUGAAUACUGGGAUUUGAUGCCUUCGCCUGCAAAAAAAGAUUCAUUGAAAGAAUAUCUUGAAGAAUAUGAAGAUAUUCCUGCUAAUGACUUGCCAAAGGGGGUAGCAUAUGGGAUCAAGUUUAGAUCUUGGAAUUUUAAUUGCCCAUUAUUCUUACAGAAUUUUCAAGCAUUUUUAGAGAAUGAAAAUGGAGUCAAAUUCACUAGAAAGAGAAUUUCUCAUGUAUCCGAUGCGUACUCCUCUAACACAGAAACUGUAUUUAAUUGUACCGGAAUUGGUGCCCACAAAUUAGGAGGAGUAAGUGAUUCGAAUGUUUACCCCACACGAGGACAAGUCGUGGUUAUCAAGGCUCCACAUAUCAAAGAAAAUGUCAUGAGAUGGACAGAUUCAGACCCUACGUAUAUUAUUAAGAGACCUUAUUCUAAUGACCAAUUGAUUCUUGGUGGAUAUACUCAGAAAGAUAACUGGACUGCGGACACCUUCAAAAAGGAGACUGUUGAAAUUUUAGAAAAAACUACUAAGCUUUUCCCAAAAAUUUUGGAAGAAAACCCCAAUGGACCUAAUAUAAAGGAUUUAGAAAUUUUAAGAGUUGCCUCUGGCUUAAGACCAAGUAGGCAUGGUGGCCCUAGGAUCGAAAAGGAGGUUAUGAACAGAAAUAGAGUAUUAAUUCACAACUAUGGUGCUAGUGGGUAUGGUUACCAGGCUGGAUUUGCAAUGGGACAUAAAGCAGUCCGUCUAGCUUUAUCCAGAGAUGUGAAACUUUAA
This is a messenger RNA of Debaryomyces fabryi, 1047 nucleotides long. RefSeq names its product Ifg3p (gene IFG3). The transcript is spliced from 2 exons. The coding region runs from base 1 to 1047 and encodes 348 amino acids. Gene Ontology annotation, molecular function: D-amino-acid oxidase activity; FAD binding. Lineage: Eukaryota; Fungi; Ascomycota; Pichiomycetes; Serinales; Debaryomycetaceae. The record is from RefSeq and is a predicted model, not a curated record.